AUGCAACAAAUGCUUCCCGUGCAUUCUAUGGGACACACAUCCAACGAAGACUCCAGCAAUCCAGACCAUAGAGAACGAAACCACGCAAACGCAAACUCAGACCCAACGGCGAUGGUACCGGCAUCUCGAAACCCAACGACCACGGGCGUAGCCGUGAACAUGCCAAUGCAUCUGUCGUCGACCAAUAGCGGUGCUGGUGCUGGUUCUGGCGCUGGCUCCGGUGGUGGCUCCGGUGCUGGCAAAGGUGUGCUUCAUAACAACACGGGUCACGUGACCCACGCUGACGCUUCGCUAACCAUGGGCCAAGCGGUGCGUGGGCCAAAUGCCACGGGCGCCAGUGCAGCUGCCGCCGCUAGCGACAAAAAUGGAGCUGUUCCGGCCCAUUCAGGGCUGCCUUUGCGUCACCAAAAUUCUAUGGCCAUGCCACCUUAUAUGGCGCAGACUGCGUCGCAACUCAACGCACAAUUUCCCAUGCACAACCUCAUGCCCAUCCCACCGGCUCAAUCUCCGCCUUCUAACAGUAACGACGCAGACCGCGACGAAAACGACAGCCAAUUGAUUGGGAAGUCUGGUAAACCGUUGAGAAAUACCAAACGCGCUGCCCAAAACAGAAGCGCGCAAAAGGCUUUCCGUCAAAGACGCGACCGCUACAUCAAAGAUCUCGAGACCAAAGUGGAAGAGUUUGACCGGCUCGAUGCUCAGGUUGCUGCCCUCUCACAGGAAAACGAGUCUCUAAAACGGUACGUUAUGGAGCUGGAACAACGUCUCAUGGCAACGCGUGCGCCGUAA
Molecule: messenger RNA, 789 nt
Organism: Lachancea meyersii CBS 8951
Lineage: Eukaryota; Fungi; Ascomycota; Saccharomycetes; Saccharomycetales; Saccharomycetaceae
Source: the annotation of a GenBank genome assembly